Messenger RNA from Stylonychia lemnae, 438 nucleotides. NCBI's taxonomy places the organism in Eukaryota, Ciliophora, Spirotrichea, Sporadotrichida, Oxytrichidae. The record is from the annotation of a GenBank genome assembly.
AUGGAACAGACAGGAGAAAAAAAGCUAAUUUAUAAGUACUCUAACAUACAAUUAAGAAAAUAUCACUUGGAAUAUAAAGCAAUCUCAAGUAGUUUGCCUGAAUCUCCAUCGGCCCAAAAAGAGACAGAUGAAGACAUAGAUGAGAAUAUUUCAGAAUUCUUGAAUGAUUUUGAAUGGCGUAAGGUAGGCUAAGAAUUCAUCUUUAAAAACUAAAUUGACUUUCAUCUCGCUUAAUCCAAGGAAAAUGACUCAACCAAGAAGUAAGAAUUUUUGUAAUCAGGAAUGUCCUUUGAACUCUAAGGUGAGUACGAGAAUGAGAAAAAGUAAUAAAAAGUAGAUAUAAGUGAUUAAAUAAAGCAAAAAGUAAACUCCAAUGGAAUUGAGAAAAUAAUUUCUAGAGGAAAUCAGUAGGAUUCUAUAGAGUUGGAGAAUAAAUGA